CUCGGUGAAAUGUUGGACAUUCUAGGUUUCUGGUUGAUUCUCUACCUUUUUGAACUCAGCCAAGGGCGUUCUGUAGGCGGUGGGUGGGGCAACUUUGAUGAGCAGGAGGAGUUUCCAGCACCUCAGCCCGAUCCCACAAUCUUUCUCUACAAUCAGACUGAUAAGGAAUUACUCUAUGACAAUAGUUGGCGUUAACAUACAUAUUUGAAAAUAACACAUAUGGUUAAUAAAUAGAUUAAUUAUUUCAUCGUAA
Drosophila ficusphila is the source of this 253-nucleotide messenger RNA. RefSeq lists its product as uncharacterized. NCBI's taxonomy places the organism in Eukaryota, Metazoa, Arthropoda, Insecta, Diptera, Drosophilidae. Bases 10 to 195 code for a protein of 61 amino acids. The record is from RefSeq and is a predicted model, not a curated record. The transcript has 2 exons.